AUAUAUGGGGCCAGGUUUAAACCUGCUAUCCUUCGAUUAUGAAUCAAAUGCGUUAAGCAUUGAGCCACACGUCGCCCCUUUGUAGUGCCUUCAACUUCCAAUAGGUUAUAGCACAGAUCCUCUUUUUCCUGUUAUUUUAUAUUAAUUUCUAAUUAUAUAAUCCAGGUCCUCUUUCUCCCCUUUCUCUUGCCUUGGCAGGUUUCACUUUUCUUUAUCUUAACAAAUGCAAUACAAAAAUUUUUGUGGUGACAAAAGACAUCCCAUCCACUUAACAGUCCGAGAAGGACUACUUUUUAACAUUAAUCUAUUUUAUGUUAAUACGAUAGCUUUAUAUGAAAUUCGACAUACUCGGCAAAUGUAGGCUUUCAAAAUGUAAACUCACUGACUGUCAUUAUAAAUAGAAGGAAAAGAGAAAAAAUUGAUAUCCAAGAUUUCUAAUACGGUGCAUAAUACCAAAUUAAUCAAAACAUGCGCGUUUAUUAACUGCAUGGUGUAAAAAUGUAUAGAUGGACACAUAAAGUACCCGAAGUCCCGAUCCACAAUAGGUGAUUUCAGCCUUAAGCCAUAAGAAAUUGACCAAUCAUAAUCGAUUAUUCUCCUAUUCUUCAACUAUGAUUCGGAUGCGAUGUGAAUCCUCCAUUAUAUCCCACUCUUUAUUUCAUAUGUUCAUAGAGACGAUUUUAACCUAAAUCUGUGAUCUAAAUUAUUGUGCAUUCUUGCAGAACUUUGCAAGGCUUAAGGCUCGUCGACAAGGUGAUCUCCUGAAUUACAUUUUAAUCUUUCUUUUUGCUCUCAUCGCGAUAAGAACAUUAUAGAAAGAGUUUAUGGUGAAACUUGCGGAUAUCCGACAAUGGCGAACGGCUGGCGAGACACAAAUAUGCCAGCGAAUUCGAAGAGCCUGGAACAUAAUGAAUUUAUGAAACGUAUAAGAAAGUCAUUAUAUUAUUCCAAGUCACCAGUUAUUAAUUGUUUGAGUUUACCGGUUACAGAAUUGGCAGCCGAGCUUUUUACAGAAGUAAAGAAAGGUCAUACAUUGGAAAAACUUGAUGUAGAAGAAGCGAGUAGGAUAUCUAGAAAUGCAUGUGUUUCUCCUUGUUCACUCGUAUUAGCAUUGCUAUAUAUUGAGAGACUAAAGAACUAUAAUCCGGAAUAUCUUCAUCAAAUAGCGCCGUCUGAAUUAUUCUUGGUUUCUCUGAUGGUAGCCAGUAAAUUUCUGCAUGAUGACGGCGAGGAAGAUGAAGUUUUCAAUAAGGAAUGGGCAAAUUCAGGACAAAUGACUAUAUCUCGAAUGAAUAAAUUAGAAAAAGAUUUUCUUGCUGCAAUCGAUUGGAUGAUAUUAGUGCAGCAUCAAGAUUUUUGGAAAAGGCUACAGCAACUAGAGAAAGAUGUUGCAUAUCGAGAAAUACAGAAACGAAGAUGGUGCACAUAUACAGAAUUGAGUUAUCUAAUGAACUCCGUCCAAUUGAUCACGAUUGCACAAACCCUAAUUAGCGUCUCUUCGAUUUGUCUGGCGACUUACGCUGCCGGAUUAGCGACUCUCGUGGGAUCCACAAUAGUUGCCCACUUUAUCGCACAAUGUUGUUUACCUGGAACAUUGCUUAGCCCGAGGCAAUCGACGAUUCUAUCGACAAAUCUUACAUCGAUCGAAUUAACCGAUGCAUUGAUAAACGUGCAAUCCCAGGAAGUUGACGAUGAUGGUCUUCCGAUUUCCGAUUCCGAGAAUGUUGUAGAUUUUUCCACAAUUGUGGAAACUGAUGACGACGACAUAGCUAGUUGGAAAUGGUGGCUGAACUCAACGAUGACUUGGCUACCCGAGUAUUGUAAUUUAGAGAGUGACAUCAAAGUUGCGAAUUCUGCUAAUAGAUUGUGUGUGAAUGUCGAUUUUUCGCCCAAUUCAACGCAAGCUAUGAAGAUAAGAAAAAUAGAGAAUAUAGGGAAAACAAAGGCUUUCGCACCUGAAGACUAUCGCCGCAAUGUAAAUUGGAAAGAAAUACUGGAUAUGAUUUUAAACUGGCUGGAACAAGACUGGAGAUUAUCGCACCAGUUACAGCACAAAAGUGUCUUUCAGUCGCCAGAAUUAAAGAUUUACUAUUAGCUCGCUGACAAAAGCUUGCGUAUUAAACAGCCUUUUUUUCAAAAGAUAUAUAUAUAUACAUAAAUAAUCUAUAUUUUUUGUACUAACUUUUUGCAAUGUAACGUUCGAUACUAACAGUUUUUUUUUUCAAUAAAUAUUCGAUGCCUCAUGCUAAAAA
Molecule: messenger RNA, 2252 nt
Organism: Pogonomyrmex barbatus (red harvester ant)
Lineage: Eukaryota; Metazoa; Arthropoda; Insecta; Hymenoptera; Formicidae
Product: protein CNPPD1
Biological process (GO): regulation of cyclin-dependent protein serine/threonine kinase activity
Cellular component (GO): cyclin-dependent protein kinase holoenzyme complex; nucleus
Molecular function (GO): protein kinase binding; cyclin-dependent protein serine/threonine kinase regulator activity
Source: RefSeq, a predicted model, not a curated record